This is a messenger RNA of Lagenorhynchus albirostris (white-beaked dolphin), 4495 nucleotides long. It is a transcript of the gene SLF2, whose product is annotated as SMC5-SMC6 complex localization factor 2. The record is from RefSeq and is a predicted model, not a curated record. The transcript has 20 exons. Gene Ontology annotation, biological process: protein localization to site of double-strand break; DNA damage response; positive regulation of double-strand break repair. Gene Ontology annotation, cellular component: site of double-strand break; nucleus. NCBI's taxonomy places the organism in Eukaryota, Metazoa, Chordata, Mammalia, Artiodactyla, Delphinidae. Bases 148 to 3654 code for a protein of 1168 amino acids.
UCCGAAGAGAGAGAACCGCCAUGAAGAGAGAAGGGGGUGCCGCCCACCUCUGCUCCGACAGCCUCCCCGAGUCCCAGCAGCAAGACGGCAACCACGCACCCAACUUCUCCAGCCACAGCACAUGCCGCCGUCGCCAGCGGCGCCGACAUGACAAGGCGCUGCAUGCCCGCUAGGCCAGGUUUCCCCUCAUCCCCAGCCCCGGGGUCGUCGCCCCCGCGCUGCCAUCUGAGACCCGGUAGUACCGCCCCUGCUGCAGCGGGAAAGAGAACAGAGAGUCCUGGGGACAGGAAGCAGUCAAUUAUAGAUUUCUUCAAACCAGCUUCAAAACAAGAUAGACAUAUGUUGGAUUCUCCACAAAAAUCGAACAUCAAAUAUGGAGAAAGUGGAUUGUCCAUCAGUGGGACAGAGCAGUUUGAAAGGAAACUAUCCUCACCAAAAAGAUCUAAACCCAAAAGGGUGCCAUCAGAAAAGAGCCCCGUCUUAGAGGCAUUCAUGAAAGGUGUUAAAGAGCACCAUAGAGAUCAUGGUGUACAUGAGUCACGUCAGCCUUGUGUGUCACUCGCCACCAAAUGUCCAAAGGCAGUUACAAAAUACGUUCCUCCUUCAUAUCUCUUGUCAAAAGAGACGAAGAAAAAACAUCAGUCUCCAGAGGGAAGGAAGUCACAUUUCAUUCAUGAAAAUAGCAGGGAGAAGAAUGAUGGAGAUCGAGGCAAAAUCAGUGCAGAUUCUAAAAAGCAGGCCGCGGUGACAGAAGCUGACAUCUUCAAGAACAGCUCCAGAAGUCUUAGCAGCAGGAGCAGCCUGUCCAGGCACCACCCAGGAGAAAGCCCACUGGGAGCUAAGUUCCAGUUGUCUCUAGCUUCUUACUGCAGAGAAAGAGAACUAAAGAGGUUGAGAAGGGAGCAAAUGGAGCAGAGAAUCAACUCAGAAAAUUCUUUCUCAGCAGCAAGCACUCUUUCCUUAAAAUCCUCUAGUAUAGGAAGAAGAUGCAAACCAAGGCAGGAACAGAGUAAACAGAAUGAUGUCACAGCCGGAAAUAGUAAUCUUUCAAACCUGGAAAAUGGACCUCUCUCAAGAAAAAGAUCCUCUUCUGAUUCAUGGGAACCUGCCUCAGCAGGCUCUAAGCAGAAUAAAUUCCCUGACAAAAGAAAAAGGAACUCUGUGGACUCAGAUCUGAAAAGCACAAGAGAAUCUAUAAUGCCAAAAGCAAAAGAGUCCUUCCUUGAGAAGCGUCCUGAUGGACCACAUCAGAGAGAAAAAUUUAUAAAGCAUAUUGCACUGAAGACACCUGGUGGUGUAUUGCGCUUGGAAGAUAUAUCCAAGGAACCGAAUGAAGAAGCUGAUUGCUCCUCUGCAGGCUUGACACCUUCAAAUACUGGGCACCAUUCUUCCAGGAAUAGUGACCAAAUUCGUGUGGCAAGUACCAAAGAGACUAAGAUACAGAAACCCCACUUACCUUUACCUCAGGAAAAGUCUGCAGUUAAAAAAGCUAGCAACCUUCAGAAAAAUAAAACUGCUAGCUCUGUGGCAUCACAGGAGACAAAACUUCUACCUUUACUUUCCCAUGUUCCAAGUGCUGGUUCCUCUCGGGUUCCAUUAAAUGCUAAAAAUUGCACUCUUCCAGUUCCUAAAAAAGAUAAAGAGCGUUCCUCAUCUAAAGAAUGUUCUGGGCAUUCUACAGAGUCCUCCAAACACAAGGAACACAAAGCAAAGACUAAUAAGGCUGAUUCUAACGUAUCUACAGGGAAAAUUUGUGGGGGAUCUUUGCGUUCAGAAUAUGGCACUCCUACAAAGUCUCCCCCGGCUGCUUUGGAAGUUGUGCCAUGUAUUCCGAGCCCAACAGCACCUUCAGAUAAAGCCCCUUCAGAUAAAGAGAGUUCAGGAAAUUCCAAUGCAGGUAGCAAUGCACUGAAAAGAAAACUAAGGGGUGAUUUUGAUAGUGAUGAAGAAAGUUUAGGUUAUAACCUAGACAGUGAUGAGGAAGAGGAAACAUUAAAAUCACUGGAAGAAAUAAUGGCUUUGAACUUCAGUCAGACUCCUGCGACUACAGGAAAGCCUCCUGCUCUUUCUAAGGGGCUUAGAUCUCAGUCAUCAGACUAUACAGAACAUGUUCAUAGUGGAACUUACACAAAUACUUUAGAGCGUCUAGUGAAGGAGAUGGAAGACACACAAAGGCUAGAUGAACUGCAGAAGCAACUACAGGAAGACAUAAGGCAGGGCCGAGGCAUUAAAUCUCCAGUCAGAAUUGGCGAUCAAGACAGUACAGAUGAUGAAGAUGGCCUCUUAGAAGAGCACAGAGAAUUUCUAAAGAAAUUUUCAGUUACAAUAGAUGCUAUUCCUGAUCAUCAUCCAGGCGAAGAAAUAUUUAAUUUCCUUAAUUCUGGAAAAAUUUUCAAUCAGUAUACCUUGGAUUUAAGAGACUCUGGUUUUAUCGGACAAAGUGCUGUAGAAAAGCUUAUUCUUAAAUCAGGAAAAACAGAUCAGAUUUUUUUGACAACACAAGGCUUCCUUACCUCUGCUUAUCACUAUGUCCAGUGUCCUGUACCUGUGUUAAAGUGGCUGUUUCGGAUGAUGUCAGUUCAUACAGACUGUAUUGUGUCUGUGCAGAUUUUAAGUACAUUAAUGGAAAUAACAAUAAGAAAUGAUACCUUCAGUGAUUCACCAGUUUGGCCUUGGAUCCCAUCAUUGUCUGAUAUAGCUGCUGUGUUUUUCAAUAUGGGAAUUGAUUUUAAAUCUUUGUUCCCUCUGGAGAAUCUUCAGCCAGACUUUAAUGAAGAUGACCUAGUUUCUGAAACACAGAUGACACUGGGGGUGAAAGGAAGUGAAGAUUCUUCUUGUAAGCCAAUAUUUUCAUCUCUCCCUGAAACCAACAUUUUAAAUGUGGUCAAGUUUCUAGGCUUGUGUACAUCUAUACAUCCGGAAGGUUACCAGGAUUGUGAAAUAAUGUUACUGAUUUUAAUGUUGUUUAAAAUGAGUCUGGAAAAACAACUGAAACAGAUUCCUCUAGUAGACUUUCAAAGCCUCCUGAUAAACCUGAUGAAAAACAUCAGAGAUUGGAAUACAAAGGUGCCUGAACUCUGUCUGGCCAUAAAUGAACUCUCCAGUCAUCCCCACAACCUUCUGUGGUUGGUACAGCUGGUCCCUAACUGGACAUCACGUGGAAGGCAACUGAGACAGUGCCUCAGCCUAGUGAUUAUUUCAAAGCUUUUGGAUGAGAAACAUGAAGAUAUCCCUAAUGCGAAUAAUCUGCAGAUAUCAGUCUUGCAUCGCUAUCUUGUGCAAAUGAAGCCUUCAGAUUUGUUGAAGAAAAUGGUCUUGAAGAAAAGGGCUGAACAACCAAAUGGCACUAUUGAUGAUAGUCUUCAUUUGGAACUUGAAAAGCAGGCAUAUUACCUGACCUACAUUCUUCUUCAUUUAGUCGGUGAAGUUAGUUGUUCUCACUCUUUUUCUUCUGGACAACGGAAACACUUUGUGCACCUCUGUGGGGCUUUAGAAAAGCAUGUUAAGUGUGAUAUUAGGGAAGAUGCAAGACUGUUUUAUAGAACUAAGGUAAAAGACUUGGUUGCCAGGAUACAUGGAAAAUGGCAGGAAAUAAUCCAGAACUGUCGACCUACUCAGGGGCAGCUUCAUGACUUCUGGGUACCAGAUUCUUAACAGGAGUUGCAGCAGCAAAAUUAUGAACCAAGAGAAAUUCAAUAAGAGUCUUUCCUAAAGGAGUAGAAAGUAGUACAGAACCCAGUGGAAGGCCAAGAAAAUGUUCAGCAAAUGUGCUACUUGAAUAUCUAGUAUGAAGCUGGUAAUGAAGAAAUUGCCAUUUCUGAAGCAGAUACGAAAUGCGAUCCGCUUAAAAAGGCAACCAGCCUUUUAAAAGAGCAGGAUCCCAUAACAAGAGGGGAGGGGUGGAAGCAGCUGAUAGUUGCAUGUCUAACCUUCCCCUGUUAACUCUUGUUAAAUUUUAAGCCAGUUAUCUUUUUUGUUUGUUUGUUUGGAUUGUAUUUGCGGCACUUGGAUAAUCACAGAAAGGAUGGAAGAAAGGGUUUGGAUGAACUUGAGGAGAUGGACAUGGAAACCAAGAUCAAGUUCCAGUUUGGUUUAAUUUUCCAUCUUGGUUAUUUUACGACUCAAAGGGAACACUUAGAACUGAGUUUACUAAUAGAAAGGAUAAAUCUCUUCUGUUACUCCUGCAAACCACUGGCGGGUUUUAAUCCAUGCAUUUUUCUUGGCUAUUCAAGAUUAUAAAUCUGUUGGGUUUUUAAAAUACAUCGAAACAAACAGUUGAGAAACAGAAGUUUGGUAUAUUGUCAGAUCCCCUUAAGGGGAAGAGUUUAAGCUAUAAAAUAGUGGCUCUGUUUUUAUUCCAAAACAUACAUAUGCAGUUUGUUUUGGAUUUUCUUUAAGUGCAUAUAUAUAUAUAUAUGUGUGUGUGUGUGUGUGUGUGUGUGUGUGUAUAUAUAUAUAUAUAUAUUUUUUUUUUAAUACUGGUUAAAUUUUAGAA